UGACGUAGGCACUAGGCACGCAAGCAAGCUUGUAGUUCUAAGCUAGAUCUAGUUCCCCACGCCUUGCCUUGUCUCUGUAUAGUCUGGCAUCGUAGUACGACAGACGCGCAUAGCUUGGAAGAAGCAACAAGCCAACUGAGGGAUUUCAAAUCUGGGAAUCGUCAGUGUCAACACCUACCGGUGAUGGACUGGGAGUGGGGCUGACCCCCACAGCCCGACUGCUCCGCCUGUGGGAUGAUCGAGUCUCGACGUCCGAUUAAGCGAGUGAUAGAGAGCCCAGAGAAGAGGAGAAGGAGGAGAGCGAGGAGGAAAGCAACAGACAGGGCGGCAAGAGAAGGAGGAGGAAGAGGAUGGGAAGAAGACCUUGGGGUUGGUGCCUGGGGUUGUCAACGGCGCUGCUGUACGGCUCGCUGUCCCUCUUCGUCUCUAUCCUACACAACGUUUUCCUCCUCUACUACGUGGAGACAUUUGUGUCCGUCUACAAGAUAGAUAAGCUGUCCUUUUGGGUGGGAGAGACAGUGUUUCUGAUAUGGAACAGCCUGAAUGACCCUCUCUUCGGAUGGCUGAGUGAUCGCUCCUUCCUUGCAUCCACACAGUCUGGUCCUCAGAUCUCCGGCCCGGAGGUGGUGCUGCAGCGCUUGCGGGCGCUCUCGCGCAGCGGGCCGCUCUUCGCCCUCUCCUUCCUGGCCUUCUGGGUGGCUUGGGCGCGCCCCUCGCUCCAGUUCCUGCUGUGCCUGUGCCUGUACGACGGCUUCCUGACGGUGGUGGACCUCAACCACAAUGCGCUGCUGGCCGACCUGGCCGUGUCGGCGCAGGCGCGUGCUCUCCUCAACUUCCACAGCUCGCUGUUCAGCGCCCUGGGCUCGCUGUCCGUCUUCCUGUCCUACUGCUUCUGGGACAAGGAGGACUUUGGGGCCUUCCGGCUCUUCUGCAUGAGCCUGGCCGCUGUCUCCGUGUUGGGCUUCGCCACUGUCUCGCGCCUGCUGAGGGUCCGAUUCCAGGCGGAGGUUGGGCUGCGGAAGGGCCAAGAUGAGGGACAGGUGCUCAAAGAGCUGGUGAUUGGCCAGGGUCCCAUGGUUCCCCAGGAGAGACCUGUGACUCUAGGGGAGUACCUGAGGCAGCUCUCCAGGCACAGGAACUUCAUGUGGUUCACCUCCAUGAACCUUGUCCAGGUAUUUCACUGCCACUUUAACAGCAACUUCUUCCCCCUCUUUCUGGAGCACCUGUUGUCGGACCGGAUCUCUGCCUCCACAGGCUCUUUUUUACUGGGUGUGUCAUACAUCGCCCCCCACCUGAACAACCUCUACUUCCUGACCCUGUGCCAGCGUUUUGGUGUGUACCAGGUGAUCCGCUGGCUCUUCCUGCUUAAGCUGGGCCUCAGUGUGGCCAUGCUGCUGGCUGGGGCAGACCACAUCUACCUGCUGUGCAUCUUCAUCGCCAGUAACCGAGUGUUCACUGAGGGAACCUGCAAACUGCUCAACCUGGUCAUCAGCGACCUGGUGGACGAGGACUACGUGCUGAACCGGCGUCAGCAGGCGGCAUCUGCCCUACUCUUCGGCAUGGUCGCCCUGGUGACCAAGCCCGGACAGACAUUUGCACCUCUAAUUGGCACGUGGCUACUGUGUGUCUACACAGGCUAUGACAUAUUUGAGCGGGACCCUCUGAGUGAUGCGGUGGCAGUCACGGUUGUCUCGGGUCCGGCGACGGCCUCCAUGCCCCUGCGGCAGGGUUGCUUCUACUUGCUGGUGUUAGUGCCCAUCACCUGUGCCCUGCUGCAGCUGCUAGCCUGGUCCCGCUUCACUCUACAUGGGCGCCGCCUGCAGGGCAUUAAGGCCCAGAGGCAGGAUGUCCAGCAGGGCCCCCCCCUGGAUGUCAAGGCCAUCUGAUGGAGUGGGAAUGGGCUCUCAUGGUCAACCAAGGGACAAGAAAAUGGUCAACCAAGCUGACUGAAGAACAUGUGAAAAGCGGAUAGAUUCAUGUGCACUAACACCACACACACACACACUCAUGCAAAGUGACACAGAUAUGUGCCAAGCACAUUUUCAUUCACGCAAUCUCUUGCCGCCAAAAAGACAUUUUCACCUUCUGCCUGACAGAGACUUUAGAGCUUUGAGAACACCCUGUGGGAAGGACGAAGUUCUUGCCAAUCUGGGGCUCACUCCUUGGAGUGCCUUGCCUUUUAUUUUUGUGCUACAAAGAAAAAUGUGUGUUGUUAUUGUUGUUAUAUUUAUAAACUGAAAUUGUGACCAAAUACAAUGAGGGAGGGAAAACAAAUCAUGUGAGGGGACCACUAUAACCAAUGGACAAAAAGCACCCUCAACUUUGUACGGUGCCUUGGGCUCUGUCCACCUUUGCCCAAGGAAAAUGGAAUGCUUGAAUCCCUCUGGUGGAUUGUUGCUCGCUGCAGCCAAGCUGUUUUAUCUGCCAAAAAUGCAAACAAGUGUCUAUGUUUGUAUUUUGUCCUCCGAAGGAAACACUUUCUGUAUUCUUCUUUUUGAUUUUCUCUAUCUACCCUCUCUGCAUAUUAACUUGUUCUGUGAAAAAAGAAAGCAUUCCAGGUUUUACCCAUAUUCAAUUGCAUGACUCAAUGUAGCAAAUAUCAUAGUGGUAUUUUUACAUUGAAUAAGCUUGUUAAACAUCCCAGUCUGGAUGUCCAGAGUUUUGAUUUUAUACAGUAUGUGGCCAAGAGCUCUGCUAACUUGGAUGUCUUGUUGUUUUUAUUGAGUUGAGCAGCACAAUGUUAACUAAAACUAAAAAUCAGACAUUCCAGUAAAAGUACAAUGUGUGUUUCCAACUUCUUUCCCAUAAAGAAAGAAACAAAAACAUUUUGUAUAGAUUGUGUGUAGACUUGGUUACACAUAUAUUUUUUUAUAUCAGUUUAGUCCAGUGUUUUCAAUUUGUACACAUGAAGGGAGAAUCUUCCAGUUGAGAAAUUGGUUUUUGGAGCAUGUGCAAUUUAUGGUUAAAGGGGGUGUGUAAGGAGAAGCUGCUGUCAACUCUGCACCCAAUUCAAUUCAAUGGUAAUUAAGUUUGUUGUAGUGAUUUUUAUUUUAUCUGGUAUGAAAUUGGUGAAGACCAUUCUGCCUCCUAAUUUAUUCCAUUCUAAUUUAUAUUAGUUGAUAAAGGUAAGCUAUAGGGAGGGAAAGUAAUCUCAUCGCCACCUACUGGCUCAAUUUGGAAGUGACUCAGGAAAUUCAGAUUACUCAACACAGUCGGGUCUCAGUGUCAGGAGACUGCCUUGUGAAGUAGCCUGUGAUCAAUCACUGUUGUGGCGUUGAUAAGUGGAUUUGUUGCCCACCCCUAUAACUAUUCCUGGUGGCAUCUGGCAUUGUCAAACAUUUUUUUCACCAAAUAAAGAAAAUUACAUAACUCUU
Molecule: messenger RNA, 3374 nt
Organism: Alosa alosa (allis shad)
Lineage: Eukaryota; Metazoa; Chordata; Actinopteri; Clupeiformes; Clupeidae
Gene: slc68a1a
Product: major facilitator superfamily domain containing 13A
Exons: 9
Coding region: 351-1886 (511 amino acids)
Source: RefSeq, a predicted model, not a curated record